This is a messenger RNA of Paracoccidioides lutzii Pb01, 300 nucleotides long. RefSeq lists its product as hypothetical. The record is from RefSeq and is a predicted model, not a curated record. The transcript has 2 exons. The coding region runs from base 1 to 300 and encodes 99 amino acids.
AUGACUCAGCAAAAAACAUCAUUCACAAUCACAAGCCCCUUUCGAACUGCACGAGGCGAGAGCCAUGCGAGUUGCUCGCUGAGACGUUCCUCAAGAAAUGCCAUUACAGUUAAGGUUGACGGCGGACAUGGUUAUCGAAACUUAAUUGACGACCUAGUUCUGGGUCAAGGCCUCGGUGACAACCUUCGAGAAGGAUACUUGGAGAAUGUAAUUAUAUCGGGGCGCCCUGGAACCAACAACCAACUCUCGGUUCUCGGUUCUCAGGUACAGGCAUUUAUGUAUGUACAGAACCUUUUGUGA